AUCGCCUGCGUGGUGGCCGGACCAUCCCUGGGUCAAGAGUGCUCCGCGGAGAAAAUGGAAAACACCAUCAUCGAUAUAAACUUAUCUCUGCCCAAAGGCGUCCGGGGCGCAGAGCCGGUGUUCGCCCCCAGCCCAGAGGCUUGCAUUGGCGCUUGCUGCUCGGGGGAAAAGCUGUCAGGAGACAAGAAGUGUAAUUUCAUGGUUUUUGAUGCUCGAAGGACAAGCACACAUCCAAACUGCUACCUGUUUUACUGCCCUAGCACAGACGCUUGUCCGAUGAAACCUGCGACAACAUUUGUGAGCUACAAGAUAGCUAGAGACACCCAUGCCCUGGAGGAUACAUCCUUCAAAAGUGAGAACUUUUCUUCAAAUGGAAAUUCUUUGCCUUCCGAUGCUGGAGCCUUUAUUUCUCGCAGUCAGACUAGCCAUGAGAGUGGUACCGCUGCUUUGCAACAAUCUGUUUUUCAUCAGACAUCUGAACUCCAGAACCACAUGGCCAAGCAUUUAGACAACACUGAAUUUCAUACUUUUUUCCCUGAAUCUCAAAGGGCAAAACAUCCUGAGAGCGUAGACACCAUCCCAAGGCAGAAAGUAAUUAACCUGCCACCAAAUACGUCUUCUGCUGUUCACACUGGAAACCCUUCUGUUUCAUUCCCCACCACUCAGUCUAGUGUUCCUGAACCCAACACUACUACUCUUACUACCCUGCCUACAAGUACCACCCGACUGGAAUCUCAUACAACCUCUCUGCACCCUGCUGGUGCUAAACCUACUAUUGCCACCACCACCACAGCUACCUUUCUGCCUACUGUGACUACUAGAGCUAAACCUGGUAUCCCUGCUCCCAGCAUCACUGUUACUCAUGUUCUUCUUUCCAGUUCCACAACUUCUUCUUCUACAACCAAACAAGUGACAACAAAUUCCAGAUCUGCUACCGCCCCAUCAGAACUAAGAACUCCAGCCAUCCCUCCUGAGUCAACAGUUGCCUCUUCCAACGAUACCAGCCAUGUUACUCUUCUCUCUUUUUCAGGUUUCAUUCUGUCUACUAGUGAUUCCCCCACGGCUUCCCAAAAUGACCUUCAGGGUUAUGACUCCUCUGAUUCAGAAAGCUAUCUGCCAGAGAGUGUUCUGAGAGAGAAAGGUGUCAUUCAGCUGGCAGAAAAAAGCAGCCUCGUAGCAGCUUUGCUUUUUGGGGUGAUACUCUUGUUGCUAGUUAUUGCACUGACCGGGAAGAAAAUACAUGAAUCUCUUCAGAAGAGGCAUUAUACCAGGCUGGAUUACUUGAUCAAUGGAAUGUAUGCUGAUGUAUGA
Molecule: messenger RNA, 1311 nt
Organism: Phaethon lepturus (White-tailed tropicbird)
Lineage: Eukaryota; Metazoa; Chordata; Aves; Phaethontiformes; Phaethontidae
Gene: MANSC1
Product: MANSC domain containing 1
Exons: 3
Source: RefSeq, a predicted model, not a curated record